This is a messenger RNA of Dentiscutata erythropus, 726 nucleotides long. NCBI's taxonomy places the organism in Eukaryota, Fungi, Glomeromycota, Glomeromycetes, Diversisporales, Gigasporaceae. The record is from the annotation of a GenBank genome assembly.
AUGUCAGAGUCAAACUUAUCUAAAGGAGACUUGGAAGAACUUUGCCGUGCAUUUGGUGUGUCUACCGAUGGUGUAAAAGCGGACCUUGUACAAAGAUUAAAACAACUUUCAAGCGAAGUAGGCCAAAACCCAAAUAGUGUUGAGGAAACUGGUGAAACAAGCCUGGGAAAUUGUGACGUCGAUGACCAAGGAGAUCAUGUGUUUGAGGUAAAUGAUUUCAAUAUCGAUCCAGUAGCACAAUCUUUAAAGGAACUAGCUUACCAAAUGAAAGGAAAAUUUAAGCAACCACCCUUGUCAAAUAAGAUUGCAGAACCAGAUAACCCUUAUACAAAUACUGAAGAAUGUACUAACCGAAGCAAACGGCAUUAUCAGGAAAUGGAAUUCGAUAACCCAUUAGGAAAUUUGGUUUUAUCCGAAUUUAAAAAAUUGGGAAAUGUGAUGACAAAUUUCAAUGAUAGACUAAAUUCGGUAGCUAUGCAAUAUGAUUCACUAUGUACAAUUGGGACAGAGCUUGACUUAGCAAAAGAAUCUAGAAGUUUUUCUGAGGUUAUGACUCAUAUUGAAAAAGCCUCAGCAUUACCAAAUACACAGGACAAUUGGCUUAAGGGAAAAGAUACGUUAAUCGAAAAGGCAAAGGCCCUAGCUGAAGAAAAGAAGAAUAAACGCCAAAAAACUACUAGUUUGACUGAGAAUCGGGAAUCUUUAUUUCAUAAACCCAACUACUAG